AUGUCUUGUCUUCUCUUGCGUGUUGCAGAUUCUUGUCUCAGCCCGCCAAAGGUCGCUUCUGACCUGCCCGCAGUCCCGACCGCAGACAUGCCCAGUCUUUUGAUACCCGCCGUUUGCGUUGUCGGCUCUGGGCUAUCUGGCUUGGCCACACUCAAGGAAUGCCUUUCAGAAGGAUUCGAGGCGGUCUGCUUUGAGGCUCGCCCCGAGAUUGGCGGGCAGUGGGCUCACCAGCCCGAUGUGUCGCCGUCUGAUCCCGCCGGGAGCGUGCAAUCCUCGAUUUACGAUGGCGUAGUGCUCAACUCGUGCCGUGACACUUCGGCACUGACCGACUUCCCCCUGGAUCCAUCAAGGUAUGGGGACUACUUUGGGCAUAGGCAGCAGCUGCAAUACAUGAACGAGUACGCGGAGCAUUACGGCUUGAGAAAACACAUUCGACUGAGCACGCGCGUGGUCGGUUUGGAACAGAGGGAAAACGGGUCAUGGACCGCAAGAGUCCAGGAGGGAGGUAGAGACGAUGUCAAGGAGUACACCUUCGACGCGGUGUUUGUCUGCGCCGGCCACCUCUCCAAGCCUUCUGUCCCGGAAUUCAGAGGGCGCGAUGCCUUCCGGGGCGACUUCAUGCACAGUCACUUCUACCGCCGCCCAGGCCCCUUUGAUCGCAAAAAGGUUGUUCUGGUUGGUUUCGGGAGUUCCGCGGUAGAUAUCGCCUGCGAGAUAGCACCAGGCGCCGAGGAGGUGCAUGUCGUUACCCGGCGAGGGGGCUGGGUCCUUCCGCGUUACGUGCUUGGCAAGCCAACUGAAGCAUUUGACAACCGUGCGACGCAGGUCUGGAUGCCGACAGGGGCAUCUCAGUGGCUGCAGACGAAGCUUCUACAGAUCGUCGAAGGGAAGGCGCCGGAGGUAAUGCAACCUUCACAUAAGAUCCUCGAGCAAAGCCCUACCAUUCGAGGCGACUUUACCGAGAAGGUGCGCACCCAAGUGAUCAAUGUCCACCGAGGCAGCGUGGAGCACCUGACCCAGGACGGCCUUGUCGUCUCGACCGAGCGAGGCGAAGAGGAGCUCAAGGCGGACGUGAUCAUCGCCUGCACUGGGUAUGACCAGUUCGACCACCCCUUCCUGCCCAAGGACCUCAUCCGGAGCCCAGAGACGCCUGAGAACCGCGUUGACCUGUACAAGCUCAUCGUCUCGCCCCGCUACGACAACCUCUUCAUGAUGGGGCUCGUCGAGCUGGUCGGGUCGGCCGCGCCCGCGUUCGAGGCACAGGCAAGGUGGGCGUGCGCAGUGGUCUCCCAAAGGAUCAGGCUCCCUUCCAAACCCCAGAUGCUGGAAGAGGUGCGCGGAUUCCAGGCCUGGCAGGAGAAACACUUCCUCGGCACAGAGCGCCACGCCCUGAUUGCGCACGGCGUGCAAUACAGUGACGACUUGCUCGAGCCGCUGGGGGCGGUGCCGUCAUUCGGAAAGUGUCUGGGCAGUGUCUUUACGAGCGGGCGUCCUUGGAGGGCGCUCAAGGUCUUGAAUGCUGUCUGGUUUGGGAUUCCCAGCGGUGCGCAGUGGAGGUUGUUUGGGUAUGGGGCGAAGAGGGAGCUGGCCGAAGAGACGUUGCUGAGGAUUGGCAGCGAAGGGAAGGCGUUGAGCAAGGGAGAAGUCGACCAGCUCGCUUCCAAGUCAUUUGUCAACAUGUCCGGUAACCAAGACUAG
This is a messenger RNA of Diaporthe batatas, 1698 nucleotides long. RefSeq lists its product as uncharacterized. The coding region runs from base 1 to 1698 and encodes 565 amino acids. Gene Ontology annotation, molecular function: NADP binding; flavin adenine dinucleotide binding; N,N-dimethylaniline monooxygenase activity. The transcript is spliced from 3 exons. NCBI's taxonomy places the organism in Eukaryota, Fungi, Ascomycota, Sordariomycetes, Diaporthales, Diaporthaceae. The record is from RefSeq and is a predicted model, not a curated record.